This is a messenger RNA of Danaus chrysippus (African queen), 2385 nucleotides long. The record is from the annotation of a GenBank genome assembly. Lineage: Eukaryota; Metazoa; Arthropoda; Insecta; Lepidoptera; Nymphalidae.
AUGGCCGCCCUGUCAUGCUACCAGCCGUGUCGCUCGCACCUAGCCCAGCCUGCUAGGUGUCUCGACGAAGACGAUUACGAGCUAUCAUCGCUAACGAUACGUAGGCGGCAGUUGAUAGAAAGAUGUCACGACACGAGGACGGGACGGAACAGGGACCACAUACCUGAGGUGUCCGUCAAGAAGACGAGGGAGGAGCUGGCCAAGCAUGCGGCGCAGAGCGCGCAGCUCGCGAGGAGGCUGAACGUGGAGUCUGGCUGGUCGAAGGUCGAGGAGGUCCGCAAGAAGUUCGAGGGAGCCGCGACCACCUCCUACUCACGGUCCUUUGAGUCACCGCCUAGACGUCGUCUAGCAGACUCUCUGUUCGCAAGCUUCAAGCUUCCAAGAAAGAAGGAGAUGGCUGCUCCCAGGUCGAUAGUCCCGCAGCAGAAGAGGAAGUCGGCUGUGGAGCUGCUCGCGGAGACUAAGGCCUUCUACGUCAAGUCUGAGACUGUACUGGACAGGAAACAGGAACUACCAUUGAGGGUGAGCAGUGGUCUUAGCCAGGCGAUAGCGGCCGGCGGGUGUCAUCUAGUCAGCUCGGGAACACUUGGCAAUGAAGCCUGCUGUAACCCUUAUGCCACGACCCGUGUGACCGAUCGCCGCCCUGUGUCCGGGGCAGGGGGAGGCGGGCUGCAGAACACGUUGAGGAGGUUACUGGAACAGACGGACAGUAGGGAGAACGUGUACACGCCCGCCUACAUGACUCAAAAAAUGUUCCCGGACAGCAGGCGGGUCAAGGACCCGUAUCCCGAGCGUGAGUCCCGCUCGCAGCACACAUCCGGUACGUUCUCCGGGACCUCCUCGUCAGGUACUUCCGGUUCCAAGCAGAGGUCCGAAGAUAAAUCCAGACCCUUGAGCUUCGGGGACGCGAGGGUGUUCUUCCCGGAUUCCUUCGUCAUCCCUCGCCAGAGACCCACGGAGGUCGUCAUUAAGAACACAUAUUCUAUACCGAGCCCUCAAUCAAGUCCUCACACCAACGAGCGAGCUGACCUGGCAGCCAUCUCUCCACCCGCUGAGUACGCUCACUCGACCCCGAGAUAUAUAAGAUCAAACUCUCACUCCCAGCCGAGUGGUCGCGAGGACGAAGCCACUAACAUAAACAGUCAUAAAUCACUCCCGGACCUGCAUGCGCAGGCGCACAUCUACCCGGAACAAGUGAACGUGGUGGUUAGCGCGGAGGGCGCGGGCAGGUCUCCUCGCAGGAGAAGACACUCGGCUCAUCACAGAACAGCAUCAUGCUCCUCUAAAGGAACCAGGUCGAAUCAUUCUUCCCUGAUGUCAUCGUGUGACGCCUUCUCCGAACAUCCGUCGCCCGAGGAGAACUACCAGUCAUAUAACAGUCGCUGCGGUUCUUCGUUCGCACGAGACUCGGGCGGCUCUAGCGGACACUACACGCAGAGGAGCGCCCCGCCUCACGCACACCACGACAGAAACAGGGGUUACAGUUAUCACACCAACAGCGGUAGUACCCUGGAGCAGUGCUACGUGUCCGCUCCCCCCCAGUUCCAGGACGGGGCGCCGUCCCCCCCUCCGCCGCCGCCGCCCCCCUCCGCGCCGCACUACACCCCCGCAGCACCCGCGGGGGGACACGGCGCGCACCCCCGGGUCGGGAUACACUUCCAGGCCAGCGCGCCCCCUCCCCAGUUCCAAGACGAGCCGCUGUACGACUACAACGGGUACGACUACGACUGUACGUACAAGACGCCGCUGAAGUGUCUCACGGGCACUCCGCCACGCAAAGAAUAUACUAGGGAAUACUCCAGAUAUCACGAGCCAAGCACGGAGUUGAUCAGCAAGCAGCCGCAGUACCAGGAGUCGAGGAUGAGGCGACUAGACGAACAGCAGCAGUACGUCAACAUUGACGCUAGAAAGAUGUGUCCCCCCGAAGAGGCGACUUCGCCCCUCGGAACAUUCAAACGGCAGCGGUGUCUGAGAUACAAACAGAGACGACCUAGACCCAUACUGAGGUCCAAGUCGGAUAUAUCAGACAGAUACCGUCGUACAGACGGCCGUAGUCCCUCAUCAGCUCCGUGCGAGGUAUCCCCCAGCAGUCCGUCCGAGGGCUCCGGUCGCCUGCACAGGUUCUUCGACUACCUCGGCCUCGAGUCCCGUCAGUACGAGGCGCUGUUCAACGACGCUGAUGAAGACAGCCCCGUGUUCUUCUCAUCCGCAUCAACUGUUGAUUCAAACCAGGUCGCAGCGGCUGCUGACUAUACUGUACAAGGUCCGGGUGUACAGAAACAAAUAUAUCGCAAUACGGAGCCGCCCAGCGUCGUGGAGAGAAACGCUAGGAUCAUUAAGUGGCUGUGUCAGUGUCGGAAGGCACAGAUACCACCGCCUCAAUAG